AGUGGAUAAUAAAUUAAUCGUUGUCAGCUGCCGCCUAGCUCUUGGACUCGUUGGAGUGACCUGUUAUUCAAUAGUUUUCCGUAGCGUGAAAGAUGGGUCUGGGAAGGAACCAAGCCAAUGGAGAGGUACAGGGUGCCGUGCACAAGCCGAGGAGGUUUGUGGGUGAUGUCACCUGGGAUGAGGUGAAGAAGCAUGAUGGCAAGACCGUGAAGGAGAAGUGGCUGGUAGUUGAUAACCAGGUCUAUGACAUCACACAGUGGAGUAAGAGGCAUCCGGGAGGGUUUAAAGUCAUCACACACUAUGCUGGACAAGACGGAUCCGAAGCAUUUACAGCUUUUCACAAUGAUGAACAAUACGUGAGGAAGUUCAUGAAGUCUAUCCAUAUUGGACAGAUUGUCAAAGAUCAAAUUGAGCAAAAAGAAGUUGUCAAAGACUUUGCUGAGCUACGAGAAACUGCUGAGAAAAUGGGUCUUUUCAAUGCUAAUUUCCUCUUCUUCUUCCUUCAUAUGAGUCAUAUCGUUGGCCUGGAGAUCUUGUCUUACAUCGUCAUGAGGACAUUUGGAGUAACGUGGUGGACGUUCAUCGCAUGUGUAAUGAUGCACGGUACACUUCAGGCGCAGGUAGGAUGGUUUCAACAUGAUCUUGGUCACCUGUCAUGCUUCAAGUCAUCAAAGUGGAACCAUGCCUUGCACUUUAUCUUCAUGUCUACAGUCAAGGGUGCAUCAGCUAAAUGGUGGAAUCACAUGCACUAUCAGCAUCAUGCAAAGCCUAAUGUGAUGAACAAAGAUCCAGAUGUUCGUCUUGAAAAGCUCUUUGUUGUUGGAGAGAAGAUGCCUGUGAUGGUCGCAGAGAGUGGUCAGUCGUCAAUGCCAUACAAUCAUCAACACAAGUACUUCUUCCUGAUUGGACCCCCUUUGCUGUUUCCUGCAUACUUCCAAUUCAUGAUUUAUCGUCACAUGAUCAAGCAGAGGGAAUGGACGGACCUGUUCUGCAACGUCUUAUACUAUGUCAGGUUUCUAUACCUCUAUCUACCUCUCAUGAAAUGGUGGCAAAUUUUUCUCUUCUAUGAAUCCUUCAGAGUAAUGGAAAGUAUUUGGUUUACCUGGGUAUCUCAGUCUAACCACAUACCCAUGGAGAUUGAUGAAGAUGCAGCACGUCCAUGGCUAGAGCUACAGGUUAGUGUAAAGUGCAUAGAAAACUACUCCAGUUAUUAUGCGCUUAUUAAAGGACAAGUCCACCCCAACAAAAUGUCGAUUUGAAUAAAAAGAGAAAAAUCCAACGAGCAUAACACUGAAAAU
This is a messenger RNA of Lytechinus pictus (painted urchin), 1298 nucleotides long. RefSeq names its product acyl-CoA 6-desaturase-like. Lineage: Eukaryota; Metazoa; Echinodermata; Echinoidea; Temnopleuroida; Toxopneustidae. The coding region runs from base 93 to 1259 and encodes 388 amino acids. The record is from RefSeq and is a predicted model, not a curated record. Gene Ontology annotation, cellular component: membrane. The transcript is spliced from 10 exons. Gene Ontology annotation, biological process: lipid metabolic process. Gene Ontology annotation, molecular function: oxidoreductase activity, acting on paired donors, with oxidation of a pair of donors resulting in the reduction of molecular oxygen to two molecules of water.